This is a messenger RNA of Volvox carteri f. nagariensis, 7764 nucleotides long. RefSeq lists its product as uncharacterized. The record is from RefSeq and is a predicted model, not a curated record. Gene Ontology annotation, biological process: establishment of mitotic sister chromatid cohesion; establishment of protein localization to chromatin; regulation of gene expression. Lineage: Eukaryota; Viridiplantae; Chlorophyta; Chlorophyceae; Chlamydomonadales; Volvocaceae. The transcript has 43 exons. Bases 1 to 7764 code for a protein of 2587 amino acids. Gene Ontology annotation, molecular function: chromatin binding. Gene Ontology annotation, cellular component: Scc2-Scc4 cohesin loading complex.
AUGGCUGGGCCACGCUUUAAGCUAGAUUUGGUUUCAUAUGACGACCCAGUGACCCUUCUGCGAUUACCUGUCUCAGCAGUGCCAUCGUCUGUGGCGUUGCACCAGUAUACCAAUGACGAGAUAGACGAACAGCUGGCUCUGAAUCGGCAGCUGUUGGAGCAGUUGGAUGCCGUGCUGAAUGAAACCGACAUCUUAUACGUGAACCCGGUUAACACUGAUGUGUUCAACAACCCCUGUCCGUCUUGCCGACUGGCUAAGAGCUUGCUUAGCCAUAACCCGCUCCUCUUCCACUACGGUGUGGCGGACGCGGAUGCCAUCGAGACUGCUGUCACCACACCUGGGAAACAAAGUGCCAUGGCUGUUUCAGCGCACAACACAAAGCUGACUUCGUUUCUGGAGGCGUCUAUCGCGGAGGCCACGAGCCGCACAACGGUUAGCGAUGGCGAGCACCAGGACGGUCGCGACCGUGUGGAGGAUGGAGACGGGUGCGGCGGUGGGCGCAGACGCCAGCAGGCGCGCCGUAACUUCCGGCUUGAGACUCUCAAAGAGUUGCACGGCCAGCUUCUGACGGCACAGGCGCAGGGGUACCUGCAGCUGGUGCCGCACGCGCUGCUGCAGAGCCUGUUGCUCGCACUCCACUGUACAGCAGAAACGGGACGGAAGCAGAUGCUUCCAGAGGACUCGGAGCUCAAAUCUCCUUUGUUGAGGGAUGUCACUGCUGCACUGGAGGCGGUGCUCUGUGAGCUCGUGGUGUAUACGACACCCAAGUUGCCGCCGUCGCUGUAUCUGGAGGAGAUCCUGGGCUGUGCAGUGGAGCUGACGAACUACCACCUGCAAUACAACGUCCUGCCUUUGCAUGAUCUGCGCUUUAAGCGUGUGUACCGGCCAGGCGUAUCUGAGGAUGAGGAGGAGGAGCCCGCCAAACCCGCAAAGACGCCGCGUGGCCGAGGUGCCGGGGCGUCGGCGGCUGGUCGCAACGCACCUCGCUGGACAGCGGUCCUGGUGGGGCAGCUGGAGCAGGCCUUUUCAUUGCUUGCCCAAGUGAUGGGCCUGGCGCGCAUGGAUGUCGAGGGCCUCAUUCCACUGCUUCGCAUGUCCCAGCAGACACUUACUGUUGCAUCUCUGCAGACGCUUCACUACCGGGCCCUAGGUCUCGCCGUGUCUAUGUUUAAGUAUUACCCAAUGCACAGGGAGACGGUCCUCGGCAAGGUUGUGGAGGGGCUGACGGCACACAUGAACACUGGCAAGCACCUGACGCGACACUUUCCACUGCAAACGCUGGACAACACGACCAAUAUCCAGAUGUCUACAGCGCUCGUGAUGCAGCUCAUCCAGGUAGCUGCCGAGCUGCCAAAGGUGGACGUACCCUAUUCGGAUGCGCUGAUGCCCGCCAAGCUGCCAUCUCACUGGGCUGAUCAUUUUUGGCGUGCGAUCAUCACAAAGCUGCCCUCCGCAAGGGCCGGCAAGGCGGACACGUCAUCGGACCUGAAGGCCUGGGUAGAGGCCCUGGUAGAGGAUCUGCUGGCGGCGCUACCACUGCCGGAAUGGCCUGCGGCGGCGUUGGUCUGCAUAGAGCUGCUGGGCCUGGUAGCGCGGCGGCUCUACGUGCUAGCCAAGGAAGCGGAUUCGCCCGAGGCCACGCGGACGGUUGCCGCGGCUGUGGAUGCCGCUAUCGCUGCUUCUAAGGUAAAAGCGAAUGACGGUGUGCCGGAGAAAGGUGAGGUGGCUCAGGAGCUGCUCAUCGAGCACUUGACCGUGGAGGCGGGCACAGGCAUGCCGGCUUAUUGCUCUUCGGUUAGCCAGGAUGGCAGCAGUAGCGGGGCGGUGGCGAUGGACAUCAGCAUAGCUGGCAGUGCUCGGCAGCUUAUAGCGUGCAAUAUGCUGCUGGCACAUGAUAAGGCGAUGGAGCGGCAGCAAGGGUGCAAACUUGACGACAAGCAGACCAAGGACGCCAUUCUUCACUACCAGCAGAUUUACGAACGCCAGCGUUCCUGCCUGGGGGCAUCCACUUCCGGGUUACCCAGCCUUGACCGUGUCACUGCUGUUGCGCUCAGCCGCUGGUUAAUCACCAAAUCAGUUCUGGGUUGCAGCCGCUCGACCCUGCUGGGCUGGCUAGCGGAGGCCGGCGGGACUGGUCGCACACAGAAGGAGGCUUACGCGGCAGCUGCGCGCGCCAAGUCCAUAAAGCUCCUGGGUGGAGCGAUCGAGGUGGACGUGCGAAUCCUGAGUUUACCGGAAGUGCAGGUCGGCAUCAAGGGGGCGCUCAGUGACGACAGUGUGCUGGUGCGCGAGGCGGCCCUGGACCUUAUCGGGAAGCACAUCAGCCGUAGCACCGACCUCGCUGCGCAAUUUUACGACGUGCUCGUUCACGCCGCGGCGGAUACAGGGCUGACGGUGCGCAAGCGGGCUGUCCGGCUGCUGUGGGAGUGCUGCGUGCGUUGCCCUGAGUUUGAGCGACGGACCGACGCAUUACUGCUCAUUGUGUCGCGGGCUACGGACACUGAGGACACGAUGCGCGCUCUGGUUAACAAGAUCUGUGCUGAGAUCUGGUUUCUUCCUCAAUUCCGACUGGAGAGCGACGAGGGUAGCUCCGACGUAUCACGCGGCGCCGAUCAGCGGGCCUUUCAGCUUGGCGAUGUGGUCAUGGCCAUAUACAGCCGCAUGGGCUCAGCGAUAAGCAUUCCCUUCCACUCCGCCACGCCCAUCGUGGCCAUGAUCCGAAACGUCGUGGGGGAGGACGGCAAGUCCGAGUACGAGGCGGUGAGGCGGGGUGCCAGGGAGGUGGUAGACGUCCUCCUGGCGCGUGCUCUGGAGCUUCAAGGGGAGCAGGAUGCGCCUCCGCAACCGCCCAGCACGUCUGGUCGGAAGGGGGGACUCGCGCCUUCCGAAGAGCUCUUCCAGUGCUUGCUGGCGCUGCACGCGCUGUGUGUAGCGGACGAGAUGCCCUCGGGGACGAACGACUUGGCUGGGCGGCGCAAGGCCGAGCAGCUGCUGGCAGUAUUGGCCAUCGUGGGCGGUUGCAUGGCAGCACUACGUCACAUGGACGACGCUCUGGCGGAUGAGAUUGUGCAGGACGUGCGGAGCAUUAUCUGUCGGGUGUCGCACGUGCAGGCCGUGACGGUUGCGUGCCAGUGCUUAUGCGCGAUGGCCAAGCUCAAACCGCGCCAUCGGAACACGGUGCGCCUGGAGGCUGCCACGUUCUACAACUUCCUAGACAACGACUUCCAGAAAAAGGCAAGCGCGCUGUGCGUCAUGCCUUGUUGGACUUGUCUAGUCACAGGUCUCCCAGAAAAGCAGCGGAUGUAUCCCCGCGUGCUGUACACACUGGGCACCUUGUGCCGAUAUGGUGCCGACAUCUUGGACGACGCCAACGAGGAAUGCAAGCACCCCACGUGUGGGGCAGCGAUGGAGCUGGUCCUGCGGUUUUACAACUUGCUGGGCGACAAUGUUCGGGCGAAGGAGACGGCGUUGCAGGCCCUUGGUUUCAUCUUCAUAGCGCGGCCGCAGCUCGCAGUUAACGUCCGCGACGUGGGACCCGUGCUUGAGGCCGCGUUGGAGAGCUCUGCCCCCGCCUCCAUCAAGGCGCGCUGCCUCAGCUCGCUCACUGACCUCCUCCGAUCCGAGGAAGAUGUUUUGUUGGCGCGUCAGGCGGCCGCGCGGCAAGAAGCCGAGGCUGCACAAGUUGCAAGCACCUUGCCGGAUGCAGAGAACCGCGCGCUGGCGCGUCGGAACGGCGAAGGCGACAGCAGCUCCAUGCUUUGGGAUAAGAUCCUAGCCCUCGCCACGGACACGACGCCGGCGCCGUGCCCCACCGCCAGCGGCCAGACGCCGCCACCGACGCCCACCGGCACUGCGGCUGCCCACGGAGCAGUCGUUCGGCGGCGCGCCCUGGACCUGAUCGAGGUAGUGAUUCGUGGCGGCAUUGUGGUGCCCUGGGAGGCCCUCCCGGCGUUGUGUGCUCUGGCGACUGACCCAGAACGCGAUACUGCAAGCCGCGCGCUAACGGGGCUGCGCGCGGUAGUGGCGGCCAACACCGCGUACGUGGCGGGACAGGUGCCCCGCGGCGUGACGGAGGCUUACGCCUUUCAUUGCAGGCUGGCGGCUUUGGAACGGCCUGGACAGGCACCGGCGCCAGACAAGUGCCGGACGCUGGUGGAGGGGCUAUCGGCUGUGUGGACCACUGUCUUCUUGCCGGACAAGGCGCUCAAGGCCAAAUUCUUGACGGCGCUGCUCAAGCCCUUGGACGAGGGCUGCUCGCUGGCCAGCGGCACGGCCGCCAAGUCGGACCCGUACCUGCUGUCCUUCAUGGCCUACAUCAUCGCGGAGCUGCCGUACCGCAAGAUGGACGAGCUGCUUGCUGUGCUGGUGCGCAUCAAUGAGAUCGUCAGCCGCCGCGCCGAGGAGGUGCUAGCACGGUUCCAGGACUUGCGGGAAGCGGCGCAGUCGACAAAGGCGGCCAAUGCGACGAAUACUAAGAACGGGGCUAGCACGCAUUCUGCAUUGCCGGAGCCAUCUGCUCGCUCAACCUCUUCUUCUUUUGGUACCCCGUCCAGCAACCUGGCGGGUGUGGUAAAGGCUUCCGUAGCGCUGUCGCUACUCCUGCUGCUGAAGCAGUACCUGCGACUAUCGUACGAAGUAACUGCUGAGCGCGUUGCCAAAUACGAGCCGACAGGUCAGCAACGCAAGGUGGAGGAGAAGUUUCCCGCUGUCCACAAUGGCAAGCUGCGGUUCAACGCGUCAAAGCUUCGAACGGACGUGGCGGCACGUGUGGCGGGGAUGCCGGCGGUUGCGGGCGCUGGCGUCUCCUCCCGGGCGGCAAAGGCCGCGGCGGGUCUGGCUGCAGCGGGCGCUGGGGGGGGUAUCGGGAUGGUUUCGGUGCUGGACCCCGGCGUAGAGGAGGUGUAUAAAGUACUCAAGACGCUGAUGAAGCAAGACGAACUUGAUUACAAGCAGGGCGCUGCUGCCGCGGCAAUCGGGGCUGACGGCGCUGAUGCGUUUCCCGGCCAGAACGACCUCCGAGAUGUGGCCAUCAACCUGGAAGAGAUCAUGGCUGCGCCGGAUUCUGCAGCUGGCGGGGCCAAGAAGCCGCCGCUUGCUUCCAGGGGACGCGGCCGGGUUUCCCGGGGCCGGGGAGCAUGCAGCACCCGCGAGCCAACAACAACAGGCCAGGGACGGGGUCGGCCGCCGGCCGCCGGGAGAGGACGCGGGAGCACGGGUACCAAGCGGGCUGGCAGGCGCAAGCGGAUCGGCAGCGACAGUGAGGACAGCGGGGGUACCGAGGAUGAGGAUGCCGGCGGCGGUGGGGUUGGUAAUUCGGAUGCCUUGACCAUUGUGCUAUGUCUCCACAAAGUUUUAUGUCUAUCAGCACCCGCUCAAACAAACACCAGUACCAAAGGCCCUAGGAAAGGAGCCGCCGUUGCGGCCAACCCUGCAGCCGCCGUUCCGGACGCCAGCCUUUACUUCGAGCCCUACGGCAGCGAAACUAUACCAGAGGAUCAGCAAGGCUGCACCUACAGCAUUCCCGUGCCGAUUGGUAAUGCGGAACCGCAGGGCGCAGGGCCCGCCUCCUCCACCGGCUCGUCUCCGGCGGCGGCGAACCCCCCUCCCGCCUGGUUCGGAAUCAAUCUCGGCAAUUUGCCCAUCUUUCCCUUCCACCGCGCGAGCUUGGAAGAGAGCCCGGCGGAGCUGCGGCAGCUGCUCAGGGACGCCGUUAACGACCUGGCGGACGCGGGGGGUAACCUGCUGCGUGUUUUGUUUCAUUUCGACGGCGCUCUGAAUCCAUGCUGGGCCGACAACACGGCGGGACCCGCAGCAACAUCGAAGACAGAUGGUGCGGGCCCGCCGACCCGUGGGUCGACGACGCCGACGGCGGCGGUGGUGGUUGGCUGUGGCGAUGCGGCUGUCGAGGAUCUCCUUUGGCUGCUGCGGCAGUGCCAUCGACGGCGUGUCAAGGUGCUGCUGACGCUGUGGUCGCACGACAUACUGGCGGUACGCAGAGACAACCCGCCGGAGAACAGAGACCGGGCGCUGUACUUGAUGCGCACCUCCGCCGGCACCUCCGGGUACGUGGACAACUGCCUGACGCCGCUUGUACGGCACCUGGCGGCCACACCCAUUCCCCCGCCGUACGCCGACGAUGUGCUGGCCGCCCUUGACAAGGUGGAGGUCCUCCGCCGUGCCGCGAGCCGGGCCGCCGCCGCUGCGCGAGUGGUGGUGGGGGGCCGCAGCGCACCGCCGUCGGGCAACCUAGGUGCCCAGGAGGAGGAGGAGGAGGAGUCGCAGCCACAGUCGCAGUCGCAGUCACCGGGAGAUAUGGCCAGCUCACUUCACGUGUCGCCCCUCACGCACCCAGUAGGCUAUCCCGGGACCACAGCGCUUCCCGGAGGCGAUGUAGAUGAAGGCAGCGGUGCCGGCGACGGAGGUGGAUCCCCAGGCGGUGCCGCCGCCGCCACCGCCACCGCCGCAGCGGCAGCGGCAGCGGCAGCGGCGGUGGAGGCCGUGAGCCUGGAGUUCUCUGCUGCCGCCACGUAUUCCUCCGUGGUGAUGGGCUACGACCUGUUCAAUGAGCCGGAGGGCACCAGCUGGGACCUGCGCCUCUACCAUUUCUACAUGUACAAUGCUGAGUGGGGACAGUACGAAUUCGAAAAUCCGGCCGUCUUCGACACCCGACCUGAGCGCGCCGCCGACUACCGCUCCACCCGGGUGGGGUGGGAGCGAUUCAGUGGUGACGACCGUAGGGCUCUGCCGCCUGCUGCUCGGUUAACCGACUCCAUGGCGUUACCGCUGUGCCAGCCGCUCGGUAACGUAUCUUGCACCUCGGGAUAUGAGCAAUUCGGCGCUUUGACGGAUGCCGUACGCCGGUACGAGCAGAAUGCGUCCCAGCUUGGUCCAUGCGGGUUGCCGACGGAAGGUCGUGGUUUCGGCGCCGCGGACCGCAGCCUCACGGUCACUCCCAUCGCUGCUGCGUCAGCAGCGGAGGCGAAGCCGGUGCCGUGGUACGGCAACGCCAGUCUGGCGGCGGAAUGGGAGGCCCUUGCCGUCAAGGUCAGCCGUACACCUACGCCUCCGGACGGUGGUGGUGGAGGGCCGCCGGGCUGGGGCAGCAAAUGGUUUAACAAGUACUUGUACUGGGACGUCAUCGAGCAGUACAACUCCGAGAUGUCGUACCUGCUGCCGCUGAUCACCAGCUGCCGUCUACGUACCGCCGACAUAACGCCGCCGCAACUGCAGCGGUUCCUCUCACGAUUGGCAGCUGCCGUACACAAGGCCGACCCGCGGGCUAAAGUCACGGUUGGAGCGCAUAGCGUGCCGUACUGUACGGAAGCCCAGUGGCUCAAGCACCAUAUCGACCGCUUCGAAGGGCGCCCGCGGAACCUCUACUCUGACGCGGCCCUCAGGCGGGCCUUCCGGUUGCGUAACGGCAGCAUAGGGCCCGGCUGGGAUCCCUCGGGACUGGGCACAUUGGACUUCUACUCGCCGCACGGCUACCCCGUUUGGGGCGAUUCCGACGUCACGGGUCUCGUCUCGCCCUUCUACACCUCCGCAUGCGUCUUUGAGCUGGACAAGCCGGCGCUGGUCGGGGAGAUUUGGAACAGGGUGUCAGACAAUGAUCCCCUCACGGCGGAGAACUGGCAGCAGCUGUACGACAAGGGCGGCUACAUGGGUGGGUAUUGGUUGGCGGCACCCCGGCGCGUCUUAGAUCACGAGAACCGCGCGACCUUCCUGGCCCUGCUGCGGGCGAUGGCGGACAGCCGCGCUCCGUAG